Messenger RNA from Nematolebias whitei (Rio pearlfish), 396 nucleotides. RefSeq names its product zinc finger MYM-type protein 2. The record is from RefSeq and is a predicted model, not a curated record. The transcript is spliced from 4 exons. The coding region runs from base 85 to 396 and encodes 103 amino acids. Lineage: Eukaryota; Metazoa; Chordata; Actinopteri; Cyprinodontiformes; Rivulidae.
CACAGUAAACUUGCGAGCUGUCUGACUUGUAAAACACUGAUCAAGACAGGCGAGGUUCUUCACAGCCUCGGAGCGAGCGGCACCAUGAGCUCCUACUGCUCUGUCAGCUGCAUGAACAAGGGCAAGCUGAUGUCAACACAGUUCCUCAAUAAAGAACCUACGUGUCACUUCUGUAAGAGGAGUUCGUUACCACAGUACCAGGCCACGCUGCCGGAGGGAAAUAUCCUCAACUUCUGCAGCUCGCAGUGCGUUACCAAGUUCCAGAACGCUACUUUUCAAUCCACCAAUGGCCAGACGGGCCUCUCCACCACAACCAGCACCGUCCAGCUGAAGUGCAACUACUGUCGAGGAGCAUUCAGUUUGAAGCCUGAAAUUCUGGAGUGGGAGAGCACGUGA